This is a messenger RNA of Orussus abietinus, 5387 nucleotides long. Its product is annotated as protein FAM13A. The transcript has 12 exons. NCBI's taxonomy places the organism in Eukaryota, Metazoa, Arthropoda, Insecta, Hymenoptera, Orussidae. The coding region runs from base 609 to 3191 and encodes 860 amino acids. Gene Ontology annotation, biological process: signal transduction. The record is from RefSeq and is a predicted model, not a curated record.
CGAUCCGUGGUCGCGCGACGCAUCGUCCAUAUCUCGCGCGAGUGCCUGCAUGUAGCAGCCGUUCGCAAGAGACCUUUCGAUUCCUCUCGACGAGGAGUCGGUUGCGCUCGUUCCGUCGCGGACGACGGAGCCGCGGGUCCGGAGGGAGGAGGCUGGCUCCUCGAGCAAAGGUGGAGUAAAGAAAGACAUCCAGGAGGGAGGGCCAUGCCAGGGCUAGGCGCGCACUGGUGACCUAGCACUCCCGACCGGGCGGCCCUCGAUGCUUACGCUACGGCUGGUGUCGACGCACUUUCUGAAGCAGCCAUAGGCAGUGCCGAGUGCCCGAAGAAAGGGCCUAUAAUGUGCCGCGACAGGGACAUGGACCCGGAAUCGGUCGACUCUCGACACCCCCCUCGCUCGGCCGUUUGACUUCACCCGCGGCGGGGCCCCCGACUUCGACCCCCUUGGUGCGCCCAGUUUCCCCGAGUUCCGAGUUCCGACAGCAGGGCGAGACCACCCCGAGGAGGCUGUCCGGGACGGCCCGAGGGCUGUACUCGGGACGCGUCAACCUGUGGAGAGUCGCGAGAGAGUGUAUCUGCGGCAGCGGGUCGCGGUGCAGACGGAGUGGGAUGAGACGCCCUCAGCAGGAACCUCUUCAUCGUCAUCAUCACCAACACCCCGGCUCGACCGGCAGCCCCUCGCGGUCUCGGCAAGCCCACGAAAAGGACGAGUCCCGGCUGGCGCGAGUGAAGCGCGUCCUCGCGGGAUCUCUCCUGGGCCGCAAUGGCGGGGCGACUCGCGUCUUCGGCGCGAGGCUGGACCUGGUCGACGCCUACCUGGACACCGGAGUGCCCUACGUGGUGCACCGGCUCUGCGGCUACAUCGAGGCCCACGGCUUCGAGAGCGCGGCCGUAUUUCGGCUGUCCGGGGGAAGCCCCAGAGUGGCCGAGAGGCUGAGGACCUCCUUCGAGCGGAGGGGGGACGCCGACCUGGAGGGCGCGGCGUGUCCCACCACCGCCGCCACCCUUCUCCGGCAGUACCUGAAGGAGCUUCCUCAGCCGGUGGUGCCGUCGCCCCUCGUCGGCAAACUGCUCCACGUCCACGCGAAGGAGCACGCCAAGGAUCACGAAUCUUGGAUAGCCUCGACGAAGGAGUUACUUUCCACCCUACCACCUUCCCACCACCGGUUGCUGGGAUAUCUGACGAUUUACCUGAGCAAGUACGAGGCGAGACACGGACGCAGCGCCGGAGUAUGCGGAGUUUUCGCGCCAGUCGUUCUUCCGCACGUUCCUCCCGCAACGAUUCUCCUCCGCGACAUUCUGGCCGAGGCGACGGUCCUCUUUCCCGACUGUGUCAGAGAAUCGACGGUGAACGGUUCGAUCCCGAACGACUGCAAGGUCUGCUGCAAGGACUCGAAGGAGGAACGGAAGGACCUCGAGGGGACGUCCCUGCUGUGCGCGCUGAAACCGCGCAAGCGCAAGGAACGUCGGGAAUCCUGCUGCCAGGAGCGGAAGCUCAUCAGAAGCAACAGCGAGGAACGCAUUUUGGAUAGUGCCGAUAACACCGCGGAAUCCAUUCGCAGAGUUAGCAGCCACGAGGACUUCAACAGUUCGAAACAUUUGCAAAUUUUACCACAAAUCGGCCAAGAGAUGGGUCACGGAGUGAGAUGCGGAGGUUUGCCUCUCCACGAAAGAACGAACGUCUCGCCGGUUUUCGCCAAGCCGUCGCCCGUUCCGUCGCCCUGCGAGGCGGUUCUUGCAGCAGAAAGAUUCGAAUGCGACGCCGAAUUCCUGAGACGCAGCGAGCGCUUCAGCAGAAGCAUCACUCCCAGGGGAAGACGCCAAGCAAGGCGCCGAAAGGUUCACCAAGGCCCGGACGUGGACCGAAGUUCAAGCAAAGAGAACCAAGAGGCCCCCGAGAACAUCUACGCUCUCUCGCCGAGUCGAAACAGCCACAAUGGACCUUCCAGGCAGAGCUUUUUAGAGAUGCUGAGCAGUGGACCGAGCAGGUCCCCAUCGCCAGCUCGACCUCCGACUUUCGACCCCGAAGACACCAAUAAUCCUAGCUUGACCAACUGGGGUUUCCAGCAUCGAGAGGGAGACGACGAGGAAACGAACGACAGAGUGGAAGCCAUGUUGUCCCCGAGAAAUUCUCUGCUGAUGCCCCGAAGGUUCUACUCGGAGAACGACCCACCGAGUGUUCCUGGUCCGGCCGAGCACGGGCUGAAGACCCUGACGAAGCACAUAAACGGACUGAAGAAAAAGAUCAAGAAAUACGAGGACGAGUUCGAGGAGAACUUCGGCUACCGACCCAGCCACUCCGACAAGAUGAGCAACCGGGACAUCAAGAGGCUCUGCUCGGAAUUAAACAAGCUGAGGAAGGAGCACAAGAUGCUGAAAGAGGACCCUAUCGGGGCACUUCUGGCGAACGCUAACAACAGGCUCAACGAUGCCGACCCUCCCACGAACAACAACAACAGCCCGGAGAAGUCCAGGGCUACCUCCAUGGAAGAGAUGGUUAAUGACGUCGAGCGCAAACUCAACGAGAAGCGAAUCAAGUGCAACCGACCCGACAACAUGGAAGAGUUGACGUACGAACAGCUGAUGGACGAGAAAACGGCAGUCCAAAAGGCUUUGCUCCACAUCGAGGGAGCUUUCGGAAGACCGGUGUCCAAAGAGGACAGAACCGUCGUGAGGCCGCUUUACGACAGAUACAGAACCCUGAAGAGGCUGCUCAUCAGAGCGGGGGUGGCUAAGAACAAGGACAGUAUUUCCGAGUUGGCAACCAUUUUGGAGCACGAAGCCAUGGACUUCACCUCGUCUACGAUACCCGCGAAUACGACGGACGGGGAGAGACGCGCCAGUGAGCCAGACAUGUCGCAUCGUGGCAUCCUUGACUGCAUCGAUUCGACGGAUCAGCUGCCAACUGACAGUGACAGUCAGCACAGCAGCAGCGAAGGCAGCCGCUGUAUGGGGGAAAGUUUGCACGCCCUUCCUCAGGACGAGUUAUUGGCCCAGCAGAGAGUCACCCGGGAGGAGAAGAAGCGUCUUCGGAGAGCCCUCAAAGAAUUGGAAGCUCAGUUCGAGGCUCGAGCGGGACGUCGCAUGCAGCGGGAAGAUCGGGGCCCUCAAGUGAUGACAGUCUACGAAUCUUACAAACAGACCAAGGCCAAACUAAGACUGAUCGAUGCCCUAAUCGCCAAAAACGCCUGACGCAGUAUCUAAGUGCCGAGGGCCGGUCGUCAUCCGUUAUUCGAGUCGCGAGUGAAUGCCUAACUGCGGAUGGAAAUUCCCAAAUGCGUUCUCGGCUGGGGGCGCAUUUCUCGAAUCACUUGUGCGGAAGGCCUGGUUCCUUCCGGAAGGUACCGCUGCAAGAAGAGAGUUUUGAAAAAAUGGUCCGCAGAGGCUGGGAUUCGCGGAGUAUCCCGCGAUGGGAAAUCGAUCUUAAUUGCCGCUAUCGUUGAAAGAUACGCUGCGAGGUAUCCAACGCGUUUUCCCUGUUUCAUCCGUGUCACAGAGAUUACGAGAUCUACAGAAAUCUUGAUUCGAGGAACCUUCUUUCUACAACCCUUCGCGACGAAGAGAACUCCCGGAUUCUGUUCGCAGUUCCAAAGGGUUUCUACGAGAACAACGACGAAAGCUUGGGGAAGGAUUUAACGAUACCGGAAGAGAAAAAAUCGUGUCUGUGAAUCGCAUCGGCUUAAAGGAGGAGUUUUCGAGGUUCCGAAGUGAGAAGAAACGGCGCUUCGGGGUGAAUCGACUUUGGAUUGUUGACAAAUUGGGGAGGGAGAAGAAGCCGUUCAUAUCGCUGAUUCGGUGAUCCACCAGGGUGUGUCUCACGGCCCGAAUUUCUAUUGAAUUUUAAUAAUCGAUUCCUAGGUGGUAAUGUCCCCGUUAACUAAACGUUAAGUGUCGCCUGUCACUGCGCCAUGUUGACAGCGGUUGCGAGCCUCCGCCGUUUUGGUCUCACGAGUAGUGACGUCAUUUAGAGCAAAGAGCAGCGAUGAUAAUCUAGCGCGAUAGUUUCAUACGUCGUUUAAGAACCGUUCAAGAUGUAGAAUCGCCACACCGUAGGGGAAGAAACUAGAGCAUACGGUGGAUCGAUCGAAGAUCUAAAUCCACAUUCUCAGCGAUACGAUGAUCAGCAAAAUAUCACUUUUUGCGACCUCUCGAAGGCUGUAUUUUCUGGGCAUCGGUCGAUUCGCUUAUAUUUUAUCGGAAACCUUUCCCAAGUGAAAUCAAUUCGCGAAUAACCGUAAGAAAUUUGCGGGCAAAAGUGCAAUAUACAUAAAAUGACUUCUCACUUUUGUAAAUGCCUUCGAAUUUCUUGCCGUCUGAGGAAACGAUUUACUGCCAUCGCUGUAAAUAUGUUCCGACUUGGUUUCUAAGUGAACUUUAUUGACUUUGUGAAUUUUUUUUUUGCUGUAGAUUUUUGUAAAUUUUACUUCCACCCACUUGUACUCGGUUGGUUAAAUUGAUUUGAAAGCUCGUACAUCCGCAUAUUAAUUAAGCAUAGAACAUUUAUAGAAAUGCUUAGUAAAGGUUUCGAUUGCGGUAAAAAUAACGAGAUGUCACCUAUUGCACAACUGAAUGAAAUGUUUACUUAAGGUAAUUCCUUUUUAUUCAACAAUUUCUCGAGAGCCACGCGAUCGAUGCCCUGAUCGUAUCCGCCAAAAUAUCUUGAUCACCGGAAAUACUUGUAUAAAAGAAUUUCGAUCGCACCACUAGGCGCAAGCGUGACGUUUUUCACAAUGAAAAAAAAAAAAAAGAAAGAAAGAAAAUAAAUAAAAAUAAUUAAGUACUCACUUAUAUACACGAAACCGAAAACCAAGGGUUAUCAGAAGAAUUUUAACGAAUGUAUUUCAUCGUUUUGUACGUACUUUUGUCCCGACGCAGUGUCUCUUUUGUACGAGGAUUUUUCGCAGCUUUUUUAUACAAGGAACUUUGGUUUCUCGUUUCGUGUCCGCGCUUGCGCAUCCUGGAGGCCUCGAAGAGUCUAUUGUCAUAUUUAUUUGUAUUUAAGAAUCGCUUCUAUCUUAACCACUUUAACGAGAGAUCUGUAUAAUUAUAUUGAUAACGGAGUAAAUGUUUUAUUAUAUAGUGGAGAGAGACGAAAGAUAGAGGUAUAAGUUUCCUUUGGUUCCCGCCGAGAUGAAACGCCGGUUAAUGGUAAUUUGUAUAAUAAAAGUGUACCUUGGAAGAGAUAUCACAUGUUGUAAUUGUAUGAGAGUACUAUAGUAUGUUAACGAUCUGACAACUCGUGAAAAUAGGACACGAGAGAGACAGUGGAAACAAAGACUUGCUUUUAACGAGACGUUCUCAUCUUAAUUAUUUUUCUCGAGGUAGAUGUUCUUCAGCGUUCAAGAGUGUUAUAAAUAAAAGUAACGGUGCUUUGCUUUAAAACGUUAA